AUGCCAUUCUUACAGCCCAGACGUUGGCAGGGAAAAUCCAAAAAACUGGGCGAGUUCAUCGACACCGAUGCCCACCAGCGGAAUUCCUCAUGGACAUGCAAACCCAACGAAUCUAGCGGACAGCACUGUCUCCAGUACACACACCCAGACUUUCGCCACCGCGCUAGCCAAGGCUGCGACAUCGUGGUUGCAGGCAAGGCAUUCGGGUGCGGACCGUCGCGCGAGCAGGCCGUCACGGCUUUAUUAGGACUCCUGGGCAUCGUCCUGCAAGAUGAAUCGCUCUACGACGCUGCGCUCGACGACCGCGACAUAUCUAUCGACUUUGCGACCAAUGUUGUCAGUGUUGGUGGGCGGGAUUUCGCCUUCCGGCUUAGUCGCAUGGAGAAAGCGCUGUUUGAGCAUGGGGGUAUUGCUUCUGCUUUUCGGAAGUUCGGGAAGAGGUUGUUUGAGGUUAUGGCUGCGCCGAGGGGGGGGGAGGGAUAG
This is a messenger RNA of Aspergillus candidus, 483 nucleotides long. RefSeq lists its product as uncharacterized. Bases 1 to 483 code for a protein of 160 amino acids. The transcript has 3 exons. NCBI's taxonomy places the organism in Eukaryota, Fungi, Ascomycota, Eurotiomycetes, Eurotiales, Aspergillaceae. The record is from RefSeq and is a predicted model, not a curated record.